Molecule: messenger RNA, 2406 nt
Organism: Penicillium nucicola
Lineage: Eukaryota; Fungi; Ascomycota; Eurotiomycetes; Eurotiales; Aspergillaceae
Exons: 1
Coding region: 1-2406 (801 amino acids)
Biological process (GO): hyperosmotic response; fungal-type cell wall organization; signal transduction involved in filamentous growth
Cellular component (GO): plasma membrane; site of polarized growth; extracellular region
Molecular function (GO): osmosensor activity
Source: RefSeq, a predicted model, not a curated record
AUGCGUUCCGAAGCCAUUUCCAGUUUCAUCACUUUUCUCUUUAUAUAUGGAAUGAAGAUCGUGCUAGCCCAAGAUAUCCCCCAAGCACACAUAGAACGGCCCCGUGGGUGUCAACAAGGGUUAGUCAAACGAACACUUCGCAACGACCAACCUACCGCUAUUUCCGGUCCCCAUUUUCUCCCAAACGCCGCGCUGAACGACCCCGUCUCCAUCCAGAACUCUUUCCCUCAACCUCGGGUUUCAUCUAAGCGUUCAUCUCUUGCUCAUAGUCAGGAAGGGGAAAAUUCCAUGACUGAGACCACUUCGGUCGACCUUAGAAGCUCCAAUGUCUCUCACCGUACCACAGGUACUACAAUCAUUGGUGACGAUCCCGCUGCUACCAACAAUGCAGCGCCCAAGGGAAUCAGGGUUUCGCGUACUGACAAGACUGGCAAGAAUUCCGAGACUGCAUUUACCGACAUGGGAACUACAAGCAAGCAGAGGCCAGCUUUUGUCUCAUUAGUCACUGCUUCAACGAGACCUGCUUUAUCUACUAUACCAACAUCGCCCCGCGACAGUCUCGUAGGUGACGUGGAUGCUGGUGUACACAAAUUCGUUGGUGGGUCGACUAGCAGCUCCAUGUCCUGGAAUGUCUCUGCUGUUACUCCCUCUACGGACCCCUUGGUCAAGGUGCUAAAUACGUCGGGUUCCUAUGCUCGGGCUACAUCCACCGCGUUCUUGCUGGGUAGUUUGAAUUCGGGUCUGGACAGCCUCCUCGGUUCCCCGACCAGUGAACCUGACUCUGCGAGGCUCACUAAAGUCAGCUACCCUAGCAAUCAAACUGCCAGCUGCAGCAACUCCAGCAACUGCAAAUUUCUAGGCCAGAUUAUGACAAGCUCCGAAUCGGAAUUCUUUGACCCAUUGGGCCUGACUGAUAAGGCAUCAACUGGAAGCAGCACCUCGGACACCUCAAGGUCAUCUUCUACCGCUUUCAGUCUGUCGAACGCUCCAGACGCCUUGCUUGCUUCCGCAACUCUCUUGCUCUCACUCACUACCUCUCCCAUUGAGACUUCAGUCUCUAGUGGAAUGCUCGACAAAGACCCAUCCGGCGUAGGAUCUUUGCCUAGUACUGGUUUCCCAGAGGCUAGUUUCACUGCUCUUACUAUGACAGCCUCGAUGCUCGACGGCAAUGUGUUGUUUUCAAAGUCGAUCCUUCCCACUCCUGCUCUGAAGUUGGGAGAUAGUGCUACUGCCUUUUUCCUUACCCCAACCGCCACCAGUGCAGCGAUCCCAAUACCAAAGUUCUUCAACUCGGGUUAUUCCCCAAUUGCUUCGACAUCUGUCAACAGCCCUGGCACUGGCUUUGGCAUUAGCACAUACUUUAGCACCGCGUCAGCUUCACUCCAGGGAAUCACCGCCUCUGUUUCUAAGAGCGAUUCUCCCACCACUUCUGUCUUCCUACAUGGAUCAACCAGCGAUGUGAAUUUAACCAAGCUCCGUGUAAAUACCGAGGCUUUUCAAUCUAAACUGGUCACGCCUAUCAACUCCGACGAUAAUGACUGGAUGCCAUCUACCCUCCUUUUACUGCCUAGCGUUCCAGCCAUCGAAAGCUCGGCCUCCGGUUUGGCCGAGAAGCCGAAGGAAACUCCUAUUCCUGGCUCUAUCAUCCCAUCGGACGAAGUUACCGAGGUUCCGUCCGACUCUAUCCUGCUUCAGCUUGGAUUUGACAGCCAGCUGCCGUGGCAAUUUGUUGCAACAACCCCUCUGUCAUCAUCACAGAUCUUCAACUACACCCCUCAGGCUAUUGAGAAUGCUUUGCCAACUCACUUUGCCAAAGAUAUCCCAGUGAUGUUUGCACUUCAGCCUUACUUUAACUGGCAAACCGUCGGUUAUAACGCAACCCUUGCGAUCUUCUACUUCCCUCGUGACACGGUCAACACACUAAGAAGUCUCAAGGUCAACCCUAACUCUGCUCUUUACAACCAGACAAAUAAAAGUAUCAAGUCACUAAUGGCCAUGGUUGAUCCGACAAUUCCACUCGAGUUUUCUGGUAACUAUCCCAUUGGUGACAGCAACUCAACCGUCGGCAGCGGCGGCAGCGGCAGUGGUCGCAACAGUGGCCCGGUGAGUGGUAGUAUCAACAGCGAUGGCUCAGCCAGUAAUUUCAAGAUCAACACCAGCUCCAUAGGAGUUGGCAUCGGGGCUGUGGCCGGUGCUGGCGCUUACGGUGUUGGUAUGUUAUGGGUUUCCCGUCAUUAUCGCAGAAGGAAGCGGUUUCACCAGCGCUCCGGCUCUACUGUGAAUCACAUGGGCCAGGGUGAUUCAAUUUCGAGUCGGCGCGUCCACAGCCAGGGCAGCCGUGGAAAUGCUCGCUCUCAAAAUAUCAGCGCGCCGAAAAUGGCGGAAAAUUCGCUAGGGUGGGACUAG